AUGUCAUCUAUUGCAAAAAAGCAUUCUAUGGAUAUUCCUCACGUAACCAGUGUGGAAUUACCCUUGAUAAUUAAAAAUGAAGACAGGGCCAUCGAUAUGUUGGGCGGAAAGGACAGGAUUAGCAAGGUAAUAAGCAGCCUGUAUAAACCUAGCGGCGGUGGAGGAAGUCAAGCACAGCAAAUAGGUGGAAGAGCAGGAGGAAUUGGAGCGGGAAACAAAACAUCUAAGAAUAGUAACGGUGACAGCUCGUCCGCUGGUGCUGAUACAGGAAAGCUCAGAGGUAGGGCCGGCCAGAGCAACAACGGCGCCAAUUCUUCAAAUGGUAACUCUGCCAGUUCCUCUUCCAACAGCAGCGUAUAUUCUGCACCUUCAAACGCGGGAAAUUUGCUCGAAUUGAGGCUACGUAAGGAUCCCUUCCAUCACCCUAUCCAAUCGCUGAUCAAUACGACGGAGAAGAUAUUGCUCAAGGUAUCGAUCCCAAAGGAGCAACUCCCCAAAGAUUACUUCCAAGACCCAACUAAAUAUAAAAUCAGAGACCUAAUUCAAAAUAAUAAGGCAAAUGAUGGGCCAGACUGUCAAGUGCAACCUGUAGCUAUAAUCGACAAUACGUACCUGUUUAAAUCUAUGACAGAUUUCCAGGUAAGCACCAAGAAUAACAAAACCAUUCAGGACUUUAACACCUCGGUGUUAAACGGGAGUGGCAACUUUCAAGAUUUAAAUCGAUACUUCGAAAGCCAUGACAAUUUCCAAGGUAUUCCAGACUACAAGGACAUCAAAAAUUACGAGAAUAUUGACCAUCAGUUACCACCGCCGCCUCUUUUCCUGCCAAUACAAUUUCCAUUUGAUUACAAGUACCAGAAAAACCCCUUGACGGCAACAAUGAGAGACGCAGAAAGUGGAGAAAUACGAGUGAUAUCCAAGAAGUUGACUCCAAGAUUACAUACUAUUAUUGUAGAUUUCCAUAAUAACGAGAUUCCUCAAGUUGCUGCCAGGCCGCUUCAAGAGAACUAUGAAAAAUUGACAAACGAAAAGUCGAAACCGGCGGUGAAUAGCUUAGAGUAUACAUUACUUGAAUGUAUCGAGUGGUUGCGGAAAAUGUUUGAAAGGAAGCCAAUAUGGACCAGGAAACACCUUGAAGACAUAGUACCAAGGGAUUUGAAAAGAGUUAUCAAACAGGCAUUACCUUAUGUAUCAUAUAUUUAUAAGAGUGGUCCAUGGAGAUUCUGCAAUGUCAAGUUUGGUUCCAACCCAAAGGAAGACAAGUCAUUUUGGAAAUAUCAAAGUGAGUACUUCAGAAUCCCCGGAUUGAGAUUCAAUAAGAAGUACAACACUGAAGUGAGCAAGAUUUCUCCUCCUACUUUGGAUGACCAAAAAGAUUCAGAUGGGAAUGAUGUAGGUGAGCUUAUCGAAGUAUCACUUAAUUUGUUCUUCGAUGGGGUGAGAUUACCUAGAACGAUAACGUAUCAGGUCGGAGAUUUACUUGACGAGGAUAUUCGAAAGCUCAUUAGCGAUGAAAUUAGGAACUUGAACGAUGGAGAACAAUUUUUCAGAGAAAAGCCCGAUUUCCAAGACGGUUGGAUCAAUAAGCAAACCAUGGAGUGUAUUAGAAGAAUCAUCAGAUAUAAAUUGUUGAGGUUGGUUAAGGACGAAAAGAUAGAUGAGGAAAAGGUGAAAAAGAUAAUUAAUACUGACUAUACAAAGAGUGGAGAGGGAGAUGAGGAUGAAGAAGAGGAAGAAGUGGGAGCAGAGGGCGAGGAAGGAGAAGGUGAUGAUGACGAAGAAGAAGACGAAGAAGAAGACGAGGAAGAAGAGGGUGAAGAAACUGAUAGUAUAGAGAAUUUCAAGGAAGAAGCAGUUGAUGAGGAGACACUUAUCAAGAAUUUGAAUGAUGUUGAUGGGGAAAUAGCCAGUGGAUUGGAAGGGUUACUUGGAUUCAUCAAGCAAGAUCUGUUGUAG
Dujonia railenensis is the source of this 1956-nucleotide messenger RNA. Lineage: Eukaryota; Fungi; Ascomycota; Pichiomycetes; Serinales; Debaryomycetaceae. The record is from the annotation of a GenBank genome assembly.